CUUCCCAACGAGGGCGAUCGCGAGCCGCCCGAUCUGACCGGAAUCUUGCCGGCCUCUCGAUGGGCACCACCGUGUAUACCAUUGGAUCUUUCGCUCGCUGAAUAUGAAGUACUUGUCAUUAAAGCCGAAGCUUUACUUCGGAACCAUAUAGUUGCAAAUAAUUAUGACUCUGUAAAUAAUAUUCUAACUUUCUACGACACAUAUAAAAAAGCCAGGAAACCCCUGGUUAACGUUUUCAGGGAGUAUACUCCGCAGAUUGUUGACAAGAAAUAUACCUGCGUUGGGUUAAGUCUUCAAUUGAUCGAAAAAUGGAGUGAACUAGAUGCGGAAUACUUCGGGUUCAACGAAGCAGCGGGUCUUUUGUCAUGCGAGGAAGCAGUAUCAGAUGUCGAUAGUUAUGUGCUAAUAGACGAAGGCCCAGAAACCGUUUUAACUUCGGAAAAAGAGCAUGUGAUGGUCGGGGUUAGGAUCUCUAUCGAUGGAAGGCUUGGAAUAAUGAUAGCUGACCCAGGCUACCACGUUGGUAGGAUUGUCACAGUUAUGACCGAUAGACUAUAUCCCCAUACAGGGUGGUUCACUCAGGUCCCAGAGCCAGAUAACAAAAAGGAAUAUGUAUAUUUCUAUAAUAUAGAUAACAUCAACUAUAUUGAAUGGCAUGAGAAGCAGACAAAAGGGGAGAAAAUCAAGAAAAUAACAUCUUUAAUAUAUGCAGCUCAGCCCUACCUCUCAGCAAUAAAUGUUACUGAGAGAAGGAACUUGGUUUAUAACUUUAGGAGCAUGAUUAGCCGUGACCUGAAGGGUAGAUUAGCAGCCGGCAUAUAUUUUCCAGUGAAUAAACCUGGACUAGAUACUAAAUUUACGAUGUUUUUCCAUCAUGAAGGAAAACAUCGUAAAGCAAAGUAUAAGUUCAGUAGCAUCCUGGAUCAUAAGAACAACCAAGAAUUGCUUGACGAAGUUAACAUUUGCAAUGUUAGUAUGAACAACGAGGAUGGUUAUCUGCAACGAGCAUUAACUAGAAUUGCAAGAAUGCUCUGUGACUCAUCGUUUGUGAGACAAAUGUUAGAGAUCAAUGACGCUAUCACAAAUUAGAAUAUGCGACAAUCAGAUAAUAUUGACGAAAUUUAAAGUUGCGACGACGAGAUUCUUGAUUCAGCCUGAGCAUUUAUUUCAUAAUACAUUUAAAUUACUGCUAAUUGUGUAGAAAGUAUUUCAACUUUACGACGAACUAUAGUGUUUUUAACAUGUGUAGUUGUGGGGAAAUUUAUAGAAUAUACAGGGAGACUGUCUUAGGAAUCAGCUGAUCAUUUUAAAAUUGGAAUUUUGUAAAUUUUUUUGGAGAUUUUUAAGUCAAGCGUGAGUUGCCACAUAAAAUUUGUAAUUUCGAGAUUUUAUUCAUCAUACCAGUCGACUCUGAAGAAAUUGAGUCGAUUGCCAUUCUAAAAAUAAUUGUCAACAAAGAACUCCUCAUGGUUCCCCUGUAUAUCCUAGGAUUAUGAAAAAAACACUCUGUAUAUUCAUUGUGCCGAUGAUGAAUAAAUAUUAUUGUCUGAAGUUGGAUACAAUAAGUUAUAAUUGCAUAUUUAUUGUGAGAAUCUAUGCAUUCACACAUAUUACAUUAUAGUAUUAUUAUCCGUCGUAGAUAUAUUAUUCGUUUAUAGAUUCUUGUUAGAUAAUAAAAAAUAUCUUAUUCAUUAUAAUACCAUUCUCUUAAUAAACUUAUUAAAAUGGGCUAUCGAAUAUUUUAUCUCUUUCUAUCAAACAUUACUGUUACUUGACAAAAAGGGACAAACAAUUCGAUAUCUUAAAAGAUUUAUCAAACGAAUGGCGUUAUUAGGUAUAAGACGAUAUAUAUUUAAUCAGUUUAAAAAGUAAGGCGAAAAAUGGUUAAUGUUAGAUUUAAAGUAAAUGUAGUAGAAACCGCUUUGCAAAUUAACCAUAUUAAUAUGAUAUACCGCAUUUUGCCAUUCAUCUGGCUGAAUUAAACUGUAAAUAUAGGAGAGUAAGACCAAUAAAUAUCUAUUUUGGUAUUUAUUAAAUUCGCGAGAUAGAUUGAUAAUAAGAAAGAGAGCAACAUUCCCAGGAUAACGACUUAUUGGCGUGUUUUGAAUCGAACUGGUGAAUAGUGGUAGUGGUAGUGCACUGUGUGUUGAUUUUGUUCGGCACAGCGAUCGAUAAUGAUGACGGAUGAUUCGUCGAAUCAAGGGUUCUUACACUUCUAUAUAAUACACAUUCAGCAUUAUUUUUAAGUACUUAUAUGUUAUGUGUCUAUUUUAUCCGUAGUAUAUCAAUAGACAUAAUCAAUUAUUAAUGUUUGUAGACGUUGUCACCAUAUGGGUACUACAUAAUGUAUUUUCAUGAGUACUUUAAGCAAUUGGAACCUCACCAUGGUCUAUUUAAUAUUGUGGUUACUAUACCACUACUGCUAUUCUUCGGCAUUAGUAAAAUAUAAUCAGUAGAAUUAAAAUCAAGUUUAAUCUCAAUAGAAAUGAAUAUUUUAAUAAUACUUUAAAUAUUUAAUCGGUGUAUUGGUAGGUACUAUCUACUCAGGUUUUAAGUGAUCAAACACUUCUCUGCAGUAGAAGUUGUGUUGUAUUCAAAAGCAUAUUGAUAAGAAUGAGAUUUUGUUACUAAUAUUUAAAUUGUCAUACUAUUAUUAGUAACAAAAUCAAAAUACAAAGGAAAGGUGAAUAAGUUUGAGGGCUUCAGUUUCGAUCUAUGUUAACUGAAUUGAAAGGAGUGUGCUGAGGAGGUUUAUGAGAAAGCUGUUUUGAUCACUGAUUAUGAAAUGAGCAAACAUGUAUACGAAAAAUGUUUGCAACAUUUUCAAGUAGUGCGUAGUUUCAAAUAAAUAGUCUGCAUGUGA
Messenger RNA from Leptidea sinapis, 2863 nucleotides. RefSeq lists its product as uncharacterized. The record is from RefSeq and is a predicted model, not a curated record. NCBI's taxonomy places the organism in Eukaryota, Metazoa, Arthropoda, Insecta, Lepidoptera, Pieridae. The annotation marks the transcript as partial. The transcript is spliced from 4 exons.